AUUUUCAAGCGUGUGUCGUGCCAUAUAGGUUUUUCCAAAAGUGCAUUGAGCUGUUGAAUAAUGAGAUAACACCGUCAGAUGCAUACCAUCGUCUUCUUUCUUUCGUAUGCUGGUCGAUCGAAAGACAAGGUUGGAGCAACUUAACCUCAAUGUUGGUGUGCUCAUCAUGUGCAACCCCAGCUUCAUUCAUCUGUACAUGUCACCUUGCUCCUAGCUAGCUAACCGUUCGAUGAUGAGAAUAUAUAAAGAGUAGUAGGUUGGUGAGAAGAACGCAGCUCAUUUGGGCUACCGAGAAAUGGUCACAUUGGAUGGACUAGCCACGUGCCACUCUUUCUCCAUUGCACUGUUGCCCUCCUUCUAUUUUUCCUCACGGUUGACCAGAGAGCCACACAGUGCCAAGAGCUCCAGGACGCCGUCCUUCGCUACAUAUAUUCCCCAUGCAUCCCCGUACAAAGCCUUGCCUGCCUCUUUGCUGUCCGUCAGCCUGUCCCCCUCACAUCUUCCGUGUCCACUUCUACUUGCUUCCGUAAUCCAGUAUUUUACUACGUACCGAUCCGUCCAUCGUUCGCCGCCGUCUCCUUUGCACCGAUCGAUCCCAUGGCCGCCGCGAGCUUCGACGCUGCCGCCGAUGUCACGCGGCGCGGCGGGACCGGCCGGGCCCUCGGCGUGCACGCCGCGUCGCACAAGAUCGGCAAGCCGCCGCCGGGCGCCGGGCACGGGCAACAGGAGCGGAAGCCGGUCAUCAUCUACAUGGUGUCCCCCAAGGUCAUCCACGUCGACGCCCACGAGUUCAUGCCGCUCGUGCAGCGGCUCACUGGCCCCGAAGCCGGCCGCGGCGACAGGAAGAGCAGGCCGUCGACCUCCGGAGUAGGAGGCGCUGGCGAGGCGGAGCCUUCGGAAGGCGCGCGCAACAAGACCAGGGCGGCGCCGCCGGUGCGCGUGAAGGCGCGCGCCCUGAACCGGCCGGCCGUGUCCGUGACGACCACGCGGCGGCAGCAGGCGGCGGCCGACGCGUCGCCGCCGUCGGGGCUGAUGUUGUUCCAGGACCUCAGCCCGCUCCGCGGCGCCGCGCUCAAGGGCGAGCACCUCCCUCUGGUCUCCCCCGCCUGGCUGCACCACGUUGGCGACCAUUUCCUCAGCCCUGCUGGCGCUGCGGCCGCGCUCGGCUCGCCGUCCCCCAGCUUCGUCGACGACAUCUUCGGGACGCUGUCCUCGCAGCAGCAGUGAUCAGAUCAAACCGGUGAGCGGUGCCAUGGCAUGGCAUAUGCAUGCUGCUCACACUUGGCCACUCAGCAUGCGCUAAGGUUUCUUGCACGCAUGCAGCGCCGUACGUGUUUGCGGCAUGCUAGCUUGAUGCAUGGCAUUGACAGGAGGACAGAUCAUCUUGCUUGAGUUUGGUUAGGCCGCAGUUCAGGAGCUGUAUAUAGUAGUGUAGGUUUUUCACCAGUUUCCCCAAGCUGGCUUUCAUCAGAUGCAAUCACUUCACAGCAUCGAUCAGGUGAAACAAUGAUUCAACACGCCUUGCACACUCACCUAGAGAUGAAGAGAUGGGAUUGGAAACGAGGGGACGGACGAAGGGGAUAAGGUCAUGGAGUUCUCUGAUCUCUUGCACAGUUCGUGUUUAUUUUCAGAUCAACUCCAUUAGUAGUUGGUGUGAUGUGUGUUUCUUAUGCAAAGGAUUUGUUUUGAUUUUUGUGCAGUGAUAGUUGUACAAUAAUAAUGUAUAUCUAGAUACAAUACCAUUUGGUACACCACUCAUUGUAUUGAUCUAUUUAUUGAUUCGUUUUUAGUGGCGUGCAAGUUAAUCAACUCAUCCUACUACACUGCAGCUGGUGUGUCUACCGUGAUAUAUACAACAUUUGUUUACUUUA
Messenger RNA from Zea mays, 1871 nucleotides. RefSeq names its product protein MKS1. Gene Ontology annotation, cellular component: nucleus. The transcript has a single exon. The coding region runs from base 598 to 1227 and encodes 209 amino acids. Lineage: Eukaryota; Viridiplantae; Streptophyta; Magnoliopsida; Poales; Poaceae. The record is from RefSeq and is a predicted model, not a curated record.